GCGGAAGCGGGGUCGCGGCGAUCAUGGUGCCGCUGGGGCGGGGAAGGAGCCGCCGCCGGCACCCGAUGAGCCGUUCCGGCCGGAGCUCGCGGUGAGAGGCGCGGAGCCAUGGGCGAGAACAGCCCCGAGGGCAACGCCAUCUACUAUGAAGGGGAGGAAGACGAUUUAGCCCAGGAUGAAAAUAUGAUGAGGUUCGCUGACAAAAACGGGCUGGUGUCCUCCUCGUCCGGGACGGUGUAUGACAGGACAACUGUGCUCAUCGAGCAGGACCACAGCGUGCUGGAGGAUGAGGAGGAUGAAGGACAGUGCGGUGACCACUUGCCUUUUUUACCCGAGGGUCACGAAGAAGGAUUUCAUUUAGAUCAUGAAGGGAUGUCACAGGGUUACGUGCAACACAUUAUUUCUCCAGAUCAGAUUCACCUGACAAUAAAUCCUGGUUCAACUCCCAUGCCAAGGAACAUCGAAGGAGCAACUCUCACUUUGCAGUCUGAGUGCCCAGAAACCAAGAGGAAGGAAGUGAAGCGCUACCAGUGCACCUUUGAGGGCUGUCCCCGCACCUACAGCACCGCUGGCAACCUGCGCACGCACCAGAAAACACACCGGGGGGAGUACACCUUUGUCUGCAACCAGGAGGGCUGUGGCAAGGCCUUCCUCACCUCCUACAGCCUCAAAAUCCACGUCAGGGUGCACACCAAGGAGAAACCCUUCGAGUGCGACGUGCAGGGCUGUGAGAAAGCGUUCAACACACUGUACAGGUUGAAAGCACAUCAAAGGCUUCACACAGGGAAAACAUUUAACUGUGAAUCAGAAGGCUGCAGCAAAUACUUCACAACGCACAGUGACCUGAGGAAGCACAUCAGAACACACACAGGAGAAAAGCCAUUUCGGUGUGAGCAUGAUGGCUGUGGGAAGGCUUUUGCUGCAAGCCACCACCUCAAAACACAUGUUAGAACACAUACUGGGGAGAAACCCUUCUUCUGUCCCAGCAAUGGUUGUGAGAAGACUUUCAGCACCCAGUACAGUCUCAAGAGUCACAUGAAAGGUCAUGAGAAGGGACAUACCUAUAAUGCACUUCCCAAUAACAAUGUGUCUGAGGAUACAAGUCACUCACUUUGUCUGAGUGAUUUAAGCCUCAUAUCAACAGAUUCAGAAUUGCGGGAGAACUCUAACCCAACACAUGGACAGGACCUCAGCACAAUCUCACCAGCAAGCAUCUUUGAGUCUAUGUUUCAGAGCCCAGACCACACUGCAAAUCAGGAUGACUCUCAGCAGACAGCAGCUUCGUUGAUUGAAGCGUUUAACGGCGACGCAGACUCGGUGGCUGCGGUCCCGCCCCCAGCAGCAGACGCAGCCUCCCUGUCCCUCCCCCUGGUCCUGCAGCUCGGCCUCCCUGAGCCGGCUCAGGCAGCGCUGCAAGCCUCGGCAGCCCCUGCUGCUCCCUCCUCCAUCGCACCCAGCUCACAGCCAGCUGCGUUUGGGAAUCCUGCUACUGUUUUACAAUCCCCAGAAGUGCCUGUUCCUCACAGCACACCGUUUGCAGCCAGUCACCAAGACUUCCUGCAGCACAGCCAGCCUCCGCCGCAGCCCAUCGUUCAGGGACUGUCAGUGGUUGCUGGGGCUCCUGCCCCCACAGCCCCCAGUGCCACUGAGCCCCUGCCAGCUGUAGUUCAGACUGUGCCUGUUGGUGCAAACCCUGUUCUGACCAGUAACCCCACUAUAACCAUUACUCCUUCUCCAAGCACCGCCAUUCUGCAGCCCAGCAUUGUCAUGGGAGAGCAGAACUUACAAUGGAUCUUAAAUGGUGCCACUGGUUCCCCACAAAGCCAAGAACAAAUGCCACAAGUUCCAAAAGUAGUAGAAAAGGUGUUUUUUACCACUGCAUUACCAGUAGCUGGUAACACAGGAAACCCUGUGCAGCAGAUUGGUCUCAGCGUUCCUGUUAUCAUUAUCAAGCAGGAGGAGGCCUGCCAGUGCCAGUGUGCCUGCAGAGACUCUGCCAAGGACAAAGCCACCUCCACCGUGAAGAAGGAAUGUUCCUCACCUGAUUCAAAAGCUUUGGAGCAGCCAGCUUCCCGGCUGCAGCCUCAGACCUUUCCUUCCUCCUCUGCUCCUCCUCCUUGUGGGCAGAGCAGUCAGAUAGUUAACCCUUCAGACUCCCAGACUGAAACAUUAAGUGCCAUGGAUGUAUCGGACUUCCUGUCCCUCCAAAGCCCUGAAACCCCGUCUAAUGUAAUUCCAAUUGAAGCACUACUGCAGGGUGAGGAAGAAAUUGGUUUGAAUAGCAACUUCUCUAAGUGAAGAUGUUCCAGAUUUUCCUUUGCACCUGGAGGGUAAAACCCUUCUCCUUAGAAGCAGAAACUGAAGGAUCGAUUCUUAUUCCUUCCUCUUUGGAAGUUUUGUGGCUUAUUUCUGCUUCACGGAUGUCAUCUUAGUCACGUCCCAGGUACAUCCACCUUUGAGAUUCUAUCUAAAAAAAGAAAAGG
Molecule: messenger RNA, 2483 nt
Organism: Camarhynchus parvulus
Lineage: Eukaryota; Metazoa; Chordata; Aves; Passeriformes; Thraupidae
Gene: MTF1
Product: metal regulatory transcription factor 1
Exons: 11
Coding region: 109-2298 (729 amino acids)
Biological process (GO): central nervous system development; positive regulation of transcription by RNA polymerase II
Cellular component (GO): nucleus
Molecular function (GO): RNA polymerase II cis-regulatory region sequence-specific DNA binding; DNA-binding transcription activator activity, RNA polymerase II-specific
Source: RefSeq, a predicted model, not a curated record